UACUCCUCAGCCAGACCUGACAGCCACGCGGUUUCCCAAAAAUACUCUUUUGGCAGUUCACGAGCCAUCUUGAACGUCACACACCACAGAACGCACCCUUAUAUCAGCCCCUGAACCCCCGUCGCGAUCGAGUGUCUUGAUCUUCACCAUGCAGCUCUACUACCACUAUCAAGGUCAGGCCAUUCAAAACAACACUGAGGACCAGACCUCAACUUCUCCUGCCACAAUCUCGAAAGCACCUGUGCUCUACCCGGCCGAACAGUUUGAGGAGUGCUUCGCACAUCUCGAUAUGGCAGGUCCUCCGAUGGCGGUUCACCGCCUCAAUGCAGUCAACCCGCCUCAUUUAGAGCCACCGCGCUCCCUUCCCUCCGGAUCGCAGCAGUACAUGACCUCGCAAUCUGCCUCCGGGCCGGCCGGCGAGGCUCAGUCAAGACCAGAGUCUAUGGUCUCGGAUGGUGACUCGUUCUCGUACCAGGGCUCGCCAGCGCCCGCCCACGCCUGGCUUACACCCGCGGCAUCGCCAGAGUCUUCGUCUGUCCCAAGCCCACAGAGCUGUUGGUCAAGCACACACCACGAGGCUGAUUGCCUACCUCAGUCGUGGCCUGCGGGUCAGCCGCAAAUUCCCUCUUACGACAUGCAACUGUACAUGUCUACACAAGGUGCAGAGGGAACGCACGAAUCUCGAUCGUCAGCAACCUCGACCCUGCAAUCUCAGACCAACACAAUCCGCCACAUGAACCAAGGCUUUGGGAAUGACGAAGAUGACGAAGAUACCGAGGACUGGAACAGCUUAAAUGGAGAAGAGAUUGACGGCAAUGCAUGUUACGCCAAGCUCCUUCGCCUGGCUCUCAUGGGCUCUGACAGGCACGCCAUGGCGCUGAAGGACAUCUAUCAGUGGUUCAGAGACCACACGAACAAGCCUGGGUUGGACCCAGAAAACAAAGAGACCAAGGGCUGGACAAACAGUGUUCGCCACAACCUCAGUAUGAAUCACGUGAGUACCUAGCCCUCGCGAUGUCUGGCGUUUCGACGUUACAAGUGAUUUCUAACAGCGCGCGUGGCAGGCUUUCGUUCGUCACAGCCGCCCGGCCAUGCCGUCGGAUCGUACGAACAAGAAGAUGAUCUCUGAGUGGUGCCUGGAGCCG
Messenger RNA from Microdochium trichocladiopsis, 1145 nucleotides. RefSeq lists its product as uncharacterized. Gene Ontology annotation, biological process: regulation of transcription by RNA polymerase II. Gene Ontology annotation, molecular function: DNA-binding transcription factor activity, RNA polymerase II-specific; RNA polymerase II cis-regulatory region sequence-specific DNA binding. NCBI's taxonomy places the organism in Eukaryota, Fungi, Ascomycota, Sordariomycetes, Xylariales, Microdochiaceae. Bases 149 to 1006 code for a protein of 285 amino acids. The record is from RefSeq and is a predicted model, not a curated record. The transcript has a single exon. Gene Ontology annotation, cellular component: nucleus.